Molecule: messenger RNA, 3251 nt
Organism: Malaya genurostris
Lineage: Eukaryota; Metazoa; Arthropoda; Insecta; Diptera; Culicidae
Product: ankyrin-1-like
Exons: 1
Coding region: 120-3251 (1043 amino acids)
Molecular function (GO): protein binding
Source: RefSeq, a predicted model, not a curated record
AUAAUAUUUUUAGGACACCAUUACAAACGGAUACGGAGAUAGGAAGUAGUAUUUUUAAUAAAACAGAAUAUGCACAGUCUCAACUUGUAAAGUUUGUUAAUAGGUAGGAUAAAGAUGGUAUGUCUUCUUUAUAUUAUACUGCUGAACAAAACAAAUGGAAUUUGUGUUGUAUUCUGUUGUUGAACGGGGCUGAUAGUAAUGCACUAAAUGAAGAAAAACAAAAGAAAAUACUGUUAUAUGCUGCGGACGAGUCCAGUUCUGCCUAUGCAAAUCAGUACCAUAAAUUGUGGCCAGUUGUUGGUUUAUUGUCAAUUAAAGUUCCUGAUGCAGCUCAUAACUUUAGUGAAGAUUACGAUUAUCCUAGGUUGUUAUCUAGCUUUUUCGUACAUGGGCAUACGAAGGUAAUAGAUGCGUUAUUGGGAGUCAUCGCAGAUGAAGAAAAAAAGAAAAGAAUUCUUAACAAAUCAGAUAAUAGCAGUACACCUUUGGAUCGAGUUAACGGCAGUAAAGAACUUAGUGAUAGUGAUCAUUUACAGGCAAUAAAAUAUUUACUAGCAAAUGGGGCUACAAAGGCUACAAAUAAUGAUUAUGUUAGUUCUACUUUGCUAUCGGCUGCAUCACAAGGUCACAUCGCGACAUUCAAACAUAUGGAAAACCAACGACAUACGAAUGAUUUCCAUACUUAUAUUGUCAUGGCCACUAGUAGGAAUCGUUUAAAUAUUGUUAAACAUUUAUGGAACUACUAUCGUGAGUUUACUACUACAGAUUCUGGCAUUACUGCGUUGCACUAUGCAGCGGAGCGUGGAAAUUUAAAAAUUAUUAAAUAUUUCUGUAACAACGGGGCAAAUGUUAACAUCGCUGCUAGGGAUGGCAGAACUCCUCUGCACUAUGCAGCUGAAGCAAAGAGACUGGAUGUAAUCAAAUAUCUAGUAAGCAAAGGGGCAAAUGUUAACAUUUCUGACAACGAUGGAAUGACUGUGUUGGACUAUGCUUCAAAACAAAGUAGUUCCAAUGCUGUACGUUUUGUAUCGUUCCAAAAGAAUGAACUGGGUACAAUAAAAUAUCUUAUAACGGAGUGCAAUGCUAAUUUUGGAGGAGAUGCUCAUAUAAAUAUUGCUACAGCGAGAACAAUUUUAAACCUAAAUGCAGCUGAUCAAGAUAGUCAAAAUUUACUACAUCUAGCAGUUCAAUCUGGAGAGGCACUCUUAGUAAUACUGCUACUUAAACAAGGAGCUAAUGUAAAUGCCAAGAACAAUGACGGUAGAACGCCUUUACAUUUAGCUUUAGAGCAGAAUUUGACUGAUAUUGCAAGAUUACUAUUACAGUACGGUGCUAUGUACGAUGCACGCGAUAAAAAUGGCAAAACACCUCUUGAUUUAUUACAUUUACCUGUUGUUUUGGCCGAAAACCGAAUUGAUUGGAUCGAACCAAUUCGAAUUGAUGAGUUAUUGAACAUGAUUGACAGCUUAUUCCAUAGUAAAAACUUGAUGCAGGAUGUAAAAGAUAAAUUGUUGAAAGAAAGAAAACUUGGUGGCCUGUGGCAUCCUGAUGUAUAUGAUUCAAAGAACCCUAUGAUUUUUAUUCUUAACGCUCGAAAUGCCCAAGGAAGAACUUUAUUACACGUAGGUGCCGAUCUAAAUGAUUUUGCAGCAAUUGAAUGUUUAUUGAAAUUUAACCAAGAUUAUGUCGGUAUAAGGGAUCACUUACACCAUGCCAAAGAUUAUCGUUCCAUGGAUUUAACGGCAAAAGAUUCUCGAGGAGAUACGCCAUUGCAUUGUGCAGCACAGCAUGGAAAUAGAGAAAUAGUUGCUCUCCUUUUAAAAGAAGGGGUGGGUUUUAAUAUUGAAAAUAAUCGAGGCUAUAGCCCUGAGAAUCUUGCUAGGAUUAAUAAUCAUAAUGAUGUUGUUGAGUUUCUUCAAUCAACUAGAGACUUAUUUAUUGCUAUAGAAAAAAAUCGAAUGCAAGAGGUUGAAAGCUGUAUCAGUAGAGGAGCAAAUAUUGAUGCUAUAGAUAAAGAUGGUAAAACACCAUUUCAGUUGGCUGCAAGGAAAGAUCAUGUAGAGAUUGUUAAUAUAUUACUAAAAUAUGGUGCAACUUUUACUGUUGAAGACAUACAAAAUGAAGCACUAGAUGAAUUUGAGGAGAAACAAAGUAUCAAUUUAUUAUAUGCAAUCAAUAGAACUUUCAACUGCAUACAGAGGAAUGAUCCUAAGUCAGUUAUUGAUUACUUACAGAAGGUAAAACUUUAUAAUGUUGAUUGCCUCAGCGCUGUUAUUAACACUCGUGAUAAUCAAGGUAAUACACUUUUGCAUUACGCUGUUCAAGAGGAUUAUUUUGAUGUUAUACAAUUUUUAUUACAAAACCAAGCAGCUUAUGAUGUUACAAAUGCACAAAAUAAAACUCCUGUAAGUCUUGCUCUUCAUCGAGAUAUUAUAAAUUUACUAGAAUUUAUCGAUCGAUUGUACUCUGAUAAAAGUGAUGCAAGUAUGGUUCAUGACAAUAUGAAACUUAUUCACAGUUUGAAGGAGAUAGAAGCGGAUCAUGAAACGUUAAGCAUUAUUACCAAUGUCCGUAAUACUGAUGGCCAAACAAUGUUACAUACAAAUUCAAAUAAUUAUAUACUAAAGUUUUUGGUGAGGAAUGGAGCUAAGAUUAAUGCUGUAGAUAAAGAUGGUAAAACACCACUGCAUUUUGUUGCCCAUAAAGGUAAAUUAGAGCUUGCAAAAUGGUUGAUAGAGCAUGGAGCUGAUAAAAUUGCCAAGGACAAUUAUGGUAAUACUGUCCUGCAUGAAGCUGUCUCUUCUGGACAGUUGGAUCUAAUUACAUGGUUGGUGGAAAAACAAGGAGCUAAUGUUGAUACAGAAAAUAAACUAGGCCACACACCGAUAUCUAUAGCAAAACAAAACGAUUAUAGAAAUGUUGUUAAUUUUUUGCUGGAGUCCUUCAUAAGAUAUCAAUGUUCAAGCAAAGAAAUAAAAGAUUCGAUGGAGCCCCCAAUCAAACGACUUAGAACAGAGCAGGAAGGUGAUUCGAUAUCAUUUUCGGGUAGUUCAGCAAGUGGUUCAGGUUAUAGCUCAGGUCCUAGUAGUACGAACGCUAGUCGUAGGAAGUGGCCCGUAUGGCGCUGCACAGAACAGGAAGAAGUAAUGGACAAGCCAAAGGCUGUGAAAAGUGCUAAUUGGUAUAAGAUGGCGUUCAGACUGUUGCUGGUUGUCGGUAUUAUUAGAAUUAUUAGAAAAUUAUUAGAAUAA